UUUCUGUUACUGGAGAAUGUCCCAGAAUUCCCGGCACCGCUCACCUCUCCUGUCAGCAGAUCCAUCAUCCUCUGGGUGACUUCUAGAAUCUUCUCCUUAUUCUUUCUUUCAGGUAUCAGGAAGGGAGUUAGAGGCACUGUAACAGUUAUAUGGUCUCCAGACUUGUUCAUUAUCUGUGGGAACAUCAAGAGUGAUGUCAUUUGACCUCCCAGAAUCCUCCUCACCUCUCCAGUCAGAAUCCUCCUCACCUCUCCAGUCAGCAGGUAGAUGAUCUCCAGGGUGAGGUUUAAUAUCUUUUCAGUCAUGUGACUCCUCUCCUUCUUCAUUGCUAUCUCUGAAAUUCCCUUGACUUACAGAAGACUCUUCAAUACAUUUAUUGCCA
Molecule: messenger RNA, 382 nt
Organism: Staurois parvus
Lineage: Eukaryota; Metazoa; Chordata; Amphibia; Anura; Ranidae
Source: the annotation of a GenBank genome assembly